CUAACGAUAGUUCAAUAUUAAAUCUAGUAGGCUUCACUUGCAACAUUUCAGGCGCUGCUAUUAUUACUUUCCUUCUCUUAACCAUGAACACGUUAAAAGGCUAUGAAUCAAGAAAACCACGUAUAUUAACGAAAGUGAAACAUUCUAAAUAUGAAUGUGCCGAAGCAUUGCACACAAAUAAAAUGUAUUGGUCAAAGACAUUCCAGGAGCUGGAUAACAACAGUAAAACUCCGACAGCGACAACGGAGAGCAAAUUUUUAUAUGAGGUGCUUCCAAAUCAACUAUACAAGGAAGUGUGCGUUACCCUGAAUAUUCCUGUCAUAGAACCAGAGGUCUUUGAACCAGAACAACCUGCAGAGGAAAAACGUCGGUACAUUAAGGAGCCAUUGCUUUCAUAUAGGAAGACUCUCUACAUAGAUAGGGAGAUGGAUUCAGAUACCGAUGUCGAAUAUGAACCUAGUGACAAGGAAGAAGAUACAAAUGUUCACCGCGAUCUGCUGAGGAAACCUGAACGAGAACAAAUUACGUGGAACACACACUAUCUGAAGCCAGAAAGGGACGACGAGAAAAGCCUUGUCACAAAAGCCAAUGACAUUACUAAUCGGAUUGCCGUAGAGUUUUGUCAGUACAUGAAAGAAUUGGGUGGUGAUCAACCAUCGCAACUGUUUACACCAGAAGCCAUUAGGGAGUUAUUCCAGAUUGAAUACGACACUCCAAUAUCGCGAGGAGUUCGAGUUAUUCCAAAGGAAUUGCCAUCUGUUAUAGAGAAGAUGGCUAAUGUUACGGGACAUCCUGAGAAAUCACAAUACGCCGUGCUUGAGCGUGAAGUGACAAAAGAUAUACGGACUGAGCAUCAACCAGAUAAGAUCCGGGGCUUCUACACUAGCCUGCCGAAAAAGGAGCAGUGGCACGCGCCGAGGAAUGACACAGAGAACACGUGGCGAUCGGCCAGACACGUUCCCAAGGACCUGGUCACGCUAAAGACUGUGUGGGAAGGAAUCACAAAACUCAAGAGUGUACGAGAGUACUGCCGUUGGAUGAUCGACCAUCCCGAACACCGUCGAGCUCCGUACCUCAGCAGCCUCGGCAUGUUCGAUCUGGCUGUGCUGGAGGCUCGUCACACUAUGGAGUUGAAUCUCCUCGACCUCAGCGCCCCACUCGCCUCACCCACAGAUGCCCCUGCGCCUAUAGACCAAAUACGAAGAAAACUCUCUGAACUCGCUGAACCAACUACGUAAUCUUGCAAAUUUUCGAAAGACACAAAAACAACCUGUUUUCUACUGUUGUAGGUACAGAACCAGGUGGUUAUAAAAGUGUCCUUUUAAUCAAAUUUUUAGCACACACUUAAAAUUAUUUUUCAUUAAAAUUAUGUUUCGUUUACUUCAAUCUGCAAUCAUAUCUUAUCUCAUUUUAUCUAACCACUCACCAAUUUUUGCUUCUCACCAAAUGUACAUGUUACCGCCCUCUACCCAAGUUUGUUAAAACAACUUGCCUUCCG
This is a messenger RNA of Hyposmocoma kahamanoa, 1498 nucleotides long. RefSeq lists its product as uncharacterized. The record is from RefSeq and is a predicted model, not a curated record. The transcript has 8 exons. Lineage: Eukaryota; Metazoa; Arthropoda; Insecta; Lepidoptera; Cosmopterigidae. Bases 84 to 1238 code for a protein of 384 amino acids.